Penicillium maclennaniae is the source of this 1623-nucleotide messenger RNA. RefSeq names its product putative MFS transporter. The transcript has 8 exons. The record is from RefSeq and is a predicted model, not a curated record. Bases 1 to 1623 code for a protein of 540 amino acids. Gene Ontology annotation, molecular function: transmembrane transporter activity. NCBI's taxonomy places the organism in Eukaryota, Fungi, Ascomycota, Eurotiomycetes, Eurotiales, Aspergillaceae. Gene Ontology annotation, biological process: transmembrane transport.
AUGGCGCCGGUUGUGGAUAGGUCUGCCAUUCCUGGCACGGUGACGCUUGUUGAUGUGCAACACGUUUUGAACACGCGUCAUGUGGAUGGAGGCAAUGGAGAUAUUGUUCUGAUUCCAGCCCCGUCUGCAGACCCAGAAGACCCCUUGAAUUGGAGUCCGAAGAGGAAGCUUCUGUCGACGAUUUGCGUGAGCGUAUACACAUUGUUCACAGGUAUUGCCUGCUCGGUGGUUUACUCUGUCGAAACCCAGCUGUCCGAAGAGACUGGGUUGUCGGUCAGCACAAUCAAUGAAGGCACAGGUUAUAUGUUCUUGUUGGCGGGAUGGGGUCUGUUGUUCUGGCAGCCAUUCUCGAUGCAGUACGGCAAGCGAUUGACAUACCUUUUGUCGAUGGCGGGUGUCUUGGGCAUGACGAUUUGGGGACCAUAUGCAGGCACUGACGGCCAAUGGAUCGCCCGAAACGUCCUCUCAGGCUUUUUCACUGCUCCUAUUGAAGCUCUACCGGAGAUCACAGUCACUGAUGUCUACUUUACACACGAGCGAGGAACUUACAUGGGAUUGUACGCCUUCUUCCUGGCCGGCAGUAACUACUUUGCACCUGUGAUCUGCGGUUUUAUCGCACAGUACCAAGGGUGGCGGUGGGUGUUCUAUUGGCCCAGUAUCUUUGUCGGCUGUGCCAUGGUCUUCCUAUUCUUCUUCAUGGAAGAGACCAACUACGUGCGCGAGCAAAUCGAAGAUACCACCAUUGCCAAUGUGCGACUCGGCACUUGCCAUAGCUCUCAAAGCAGGGAUCCGGAGAAAGCUGUGCCAAAGGCUGAACCUGUUUUGACCGAGACUGGGGAGAUUUAUGCCAGAAAGACAUAUAUCCAGAAGCUUUCCCUUUUGGCUCCCAAGCAGAAGCAGAAUAAUAUGUUCCGACAGCUUUGGCAGACCUUGUACUUCCUUUCCUGGCCAGUCAUUUUCUAUGCUGGAUUCUCUUACGGUUCGUACCUGGUCUUCUUUAAUAUCCUAAACGGUACUGCUUCUAUCAUCUUGGGUGGACCUCCGUACAAUUUUGGUUCCUCUAUGGUGGGUCUGAGCUACCUCGCAUGCAUCUUAGGCGUGGCUAUUGGAUCCGUAUUCACGGGCCGAUUCAGCGAUUGGCUCACUAUCAAACUGGCGCGUCGCAACGGGGGUAUCAUGGAAGCUGAGCACCGUCUUUGGCCUUUCCUGGCAUGUCUCAUCCUAGUUCCCGGGUCCCUCCUCCUCUGGGGCGUUGGUGCUGCACACGAGGUGCACUGGUUUGGCCUCAUUGUCGCGAUGUGCCUGCUGGCUUUUAGCAAUACCUGCGGCAUCACUCUUAGUGUCAACUACCUGGUAGACAGCUACCAUGAGUUAAGCGGUGUGGCGAUGGCGACCGUGAUUUUGGUGCGAAACACCAUGUCUUUCGCCAUCGGAUACGGGAUUACACCGUGGAUUGACAAUAUGGGGUACCAGAACUGCUUCAUCUCCGCGGCCUUUGUUGGGAUGGCCUGCGCCGCGGUUUUCCUGGUGAUGAUCAAGUGGGGCAAGGCGUUCCGAGUGCGUAGUCGCGAGAAGUACUGGCAGAUCGUGCAGGAGAACUGGGAGAAGGGGAUGGGACAUUAG